Siniperca chuatsi (mandarin fish) is the source of this 14297-nucleotide messenger RNA. It is a transcript of the gene dnah10, whose product is annotated as dynein axonemal heavy chain 10. Gene Ontology annotation, biological process: microtubule-based movement. NCBI's taxonomy places the organism in Eukaryota, Metazoa, Chordata, Actinopteri, Centrarchiformes, Sinipercidae. The coding region runs from base 158 to 13894 and encodes 4578 amino acids. The transcript has 78 exons. The record is from RefSeq and is a predicted model, not a curated record. Gene Ontology annotation, molecular function: ATP hydrolysis activity; ATP binding; dynein light intermediate chain binding. Gene Ontology annotation, cellular component: dynein complex.
GUGAAACCGCUAAACUACAACGCAAUUGCUUGGAUCGUUGUUAAAGCUACUGGCAACCGCAAACUAUUGUUGACAAAGUUUCAAAUGGCCUCAGGUUAACCAGGACGUAGUUAAGGUUUUUAAUUAUCCAAAUGUUAACUAAAAGUAAUUGACAAAUAUGGUCCACGACGAUUUACGAGUGGAGUGGAUCCGACAGCGCGUAUCUGCCGGUUUCAAUUUACCGGACUGUCCUAACUGUUUCGACGAACUUCUCAGUCGGAGAGAUGGAGAAGAAGAAGAGAAAAUUAUCCGUUAUUUGAACAUUGUCUCUGAGGAAGACUCGCCAUCAUGUCUUGUGUUUUUCAAAACUAUCAGAGAGGAAGAAAUUGAAGUUGAAAUUCCAGUCGACAGUAGGAAAGAUGGAGACUCUUCGGAUCCUGACAAGAAUUCCUGGACCCAAAGUGGAGCAGAGAUAGCCUCAGACUCUGAGGAGACAAAUGAACAAAGUCCCAGCCAUAGGAUUGAGAUUCAAGUGGUCUAUCACAUUGAGCUUCAUGUUGCAGUAAACGAAUACCCAGAGAGAUUUUUGAAAUCCCCUGUCUUCUACUUUCUCAGGAACACAAAGGAGACCAUUGUUGAACCACUGGACAUGAAUGAGGCCAGUGUCCUGAUGCCCAGGCUAUUUGACACUGGCCUGCAUAAUGGACACCCCCUUCUUGUGCUGCGGAACAAACUUGCCCAAGUGUAUAUACCCUUGCUCACUGCCCACCAGAUGAAGAUAACUGGUGCAGGUUAUCAAAGCGGGAGAGUUUCUCCUCAGGAGGAGACCAGAGAGGGUGAAGCGGAGAGUCCAGUGAAGUCAAGUGGACAAUUCCCAAUUCGUGAUGAGUUGCUCAACAGGACGCACAAGUUUUUGGGAUUGAUCAACACAACUCUCCAACACCUUCAGAUUCAAGAUGAGAUUACGCUGCACAUCCCUGAGCUUGACCUGGAGCCUGAGGUGGAUGUACUGCUCUCUAAUCCAGAGAUGCUAGAGAAGUUGGAGCAGUGUGUGAUGAACUGGCAGACUCAGAUUACCAUUGUUAUUGAGGAGCAGAAAAACAAAAAGCCACAGGCACCUGGCCCUUUGGCUGAGAUAGUUUUUUGGCAGGAGCGUACAUCCAUCCUGAGUGCCCUGAGUGAGCAACUUAAACAGCCUGUGGUAAAGAAGAUCUUGGAGGUGAUGACCAAAGCAGAUGCAGGCAUUAUUCAGACCCUGGAAGGAACGGUUGCUGAACUUACUAAAUACCGUGUGGAGUCAGAUGAUAAUUUACGCUUCCUCAGCACACUGGAAAGACACUUUAUGAAUCUGGCUACUGGAGCAGAUUUUGGUGUGAUCCUGGAGACCAUCCCUCCUCUGAUGAACAGCCUUCAAAUUGUGUGGAUAAUCUCUUGCCACUAUAACACAAAUGAGCGCAUGGUCCCUCUAAUGGAGCGUAUUGCCUGGCAGCUGUGUGAACGUGUGGAUCAAGUAAUUGAUGUCCACACGCUAUUCAAAGAUAAGAGGGAAGUGGCCAAAUCCAAGGUGCAUGACGCUAAGCAGGUUCUGGACCAGUGGAAGUCCUCCUACUUUGAGGUGCGUGCUGAAAUUGAAGAAUCAGACAGGGAUCCACGCUGGGAAUUUGACCGUAAGAGACUGUUUGAGAGGACUGAUUACAUGGCUUCCGUCUGCCAGGACUUGUACAAUGUUUUGCAGAUUUUGGAGGAGUUCUAUAACAUCUUUGGUCCAGAGCUAAAAGGUGUGACUGGUGACCCAAAACACAUUGAUGAAGUGCUGUGCAGAGUGGAUAAUCUGGUUUUGCCUAUUGAGGAUGUCAGUUUUAAUCCUUUCAACAUCUGUAAAAUGAGCAGCUGGAAAAUGAUCAUGCAAGACUUCGACACUACAGUUCAGGCUGUUGAGGGAGAGGCCAUCAACUUCAUUGAUCAGUCUUUUAAGACACUGCGCUCUUCAGCUGCUGCCUUUGACAUGCUCCUGAAAUUCAAACACAUCCGCUCCAGAGAGGCUGUUAACAACCAUUUGAUGAGAAAGUUUAAUGACAUCCUGACUCAGUAUUGUAAAGAGGUGGACAGCAUAAAUGAAAUCUUUGAAGCAAACAAGGAAAAACCGCCGCUAAAUAAGUAUGAGCCUCCUGUAGCAGGAUCCAUCGGAUGGGUCCGAUCCCUUUUCCACCGCAUCAAACACACCAUCCUUCCUUUCCUGAAAGAGCCGGAGAUGCUGGAGAGUGAACAGAGCAAAGCUGCCAAGGACAAGUAUGUUGAAAUGGCAGUGCAGAUCAGAGACUAUGAGGUGAAGAAGUAUAUGUACUGGAUGGCUGAGACAGAACGCAAAUUGCCAUUGCUAAUGAAAAAACCCCUGUUGGCCUCGAUUACCAGUGAAAACCUAAUCCAAACAGAACUGGAUGUCCCACCAACUGAAAGCAGCCUACAGAGGGGUGUGCGAUACAUUGUGAAUUUUGCUCCAGAGAUCAAGGAAAUAAUUUCUGAGACAAACCACCUUGUGUCACUGGGCUACGCUGUGCCGUAUCUGGCUCAAAAUAUAGCUCUACAGGAGCACAAAUUCAUCAGGUAUGUUGAUGAUCUGCACAAACUUGUCAAGUGCUACCACUCUGUAAUGGACAGCCUGAGUGAGGCAAAGUUCAUUAUGCUGGCUCAACAGAUCAAAGCGGUCAAUAAAGAGAUGCAUUUUGGAUGCACAAGACUCAACUGGAAUUCCUUGGGUAUUGCCGAGUUCAUCAACCGAGGCAUUCAGGCUGUCUCUAAGUUUGAGUCAGUUGUUAAUCAGAUUCAGAAGAAUGAGAGAGAUAUUGAUUCCAAGUUGCAAUCCAUGGUGAUGGCCAACUUACUGAAGUUUCCAGUCCCAGAUAAAUCAAACGACUUACCAGGUGUCAAGGAGUUUUGUGAACGUAUUGAGCGAGAGCGCGCCAAGACUGUGAAUUUGCUAAGCAGGAAGUAUGCCGACAUUGGACCCCUCAUCACUAAGACAGAACAUUUAGUCAUGAAAACCAGCAGUGGCAAAGCCAAAUGUAUGGCAGAUUAUUACAUAUACUGGGAGCGCAAGGUGCUGGACUCACUUAUAAAGAUGGUGCUGAGGAACAUUCAGGCCUUCAACAUGGCGUUGAUGGGACGUAACGCUCUUUUCCAAAUUCAUGCCAUCCUUUCUGCCCCUAAGAUUGUGUUGCAGCCCCAAAGCAAUGAGAUCUACUGGCUGAUCAUGCAGUGUAUCAGAGACUGUGUAGAGAGCACCAAGCAAUUUGUGCGUUGGAUGCAUGGGACCUGCAUUGAGUGCCCUCCACAACGUGUGGGUGGUGAAGAGAAGUUGGUGACAUUUAGCUUCUACAGUGAUGUGUGGCAGCAUCCUCAGAUAAACGAGAGUGCCAUGACAGUGUCCCAGAACAUCCAGCUGCUGCUCCUCUCUGUGGAUCGGUACCUUAACCACUGGAAACGCUAUCGGCCCCUUUGGGAAAGGAACAAAACCAUUGUCAAUGAAAAGUUUGCUGCAAGAAAACCAUCCUGUGUCAUGUAUGAUGAUAAGCUGCAGUUCCUUUCUCGUAUCAAUCAAGAGGUGAUGCUGGAGUCUCUGUUUAAGAAUGAGCGCAUCAUCCAUCUAAACCUGGAGCCUCUGGCUCACACAGUGCGGGAGACCGCUGAGUCCUGGAUCAGUUCACUAGGCAGCCUGCUCAACCAGCCUACCAAAGAGGAUCUCUUCAACUUGAGAGAUGAACUCAUGCAACUCUCUACAAAGCUGAAACAGAGCCCUGACACUUUUGAAGAGCUAAAGUCUAUCCUUAGCACUAUCUCAGACAUCAGGGAUAUGUCUCUAGAUGUGGAGAUGAGAUUCAUUGAUAUCCAGGAAAGAUACAGAACACUGGCCAUGUACAAAAUUGAGGUUGGAGAGGAUGAACUGGAGCUGGUGUCCAAUAUUGGCCAGAUGUGGAGUGACCUGUUUACAGAAUCCAGACAAGUGGAUCGAAGUCUGACAGAUGUCAAGAAAUCAUUUACUGAGAUUACAAAAGAGAAAACCAAAGAGUUUAAGCAGGAGUUGUCUAUCUUUGCUGAAAGCUUCAACAUGCAUGGUCCUGGAGCUGUGGGAGAUGAUUUAGAGAAAGGAAUGACCAUUAUCGGAACAUAUGAGGCAGACCUUGCCAAGGUACUGGCAAGACGGCAGGAGCUAGCUAAUGCUGAGAAGCUGUUGGACCUACCAGUCACCGUGUACCCAGAUGUUAUCAGCAUACAGAAGGACAUGAAGGGCUUGAGACAGAUAUAUGAUGUCUAUAAAGCUCAGAAGGAUGCAAAGACAGAGUGGUCUCAGACCUUGUGGGUGGAUUUAGACAUCCAGCUGCUACAGGAGGGUAUUGAGGGUUUCAUCAAAAGCUUGAGGCAGCUGCCCAAAGAUGUGCGGGCGUUACCUGUGGCCUUCUUCCUAGAAGGACGCAUGAAGGAGUUCAAAGAGUCUCUGCCUCUUCUGCUGGACCUGAAGAAUGAAGCCCUCCGAGACAGACACUGGAAGGAACUGAUGGAAAGGACCGGCACUAGCUUUGAGAUGAACCCUGACAGCUUCACUCUGGAGAACAUGUUUGCUAUGGAGUUGCACAAAUAUGCAAAUGUCAUAGGUGACACUGUCACCUCUGCUGUAAAAGAGCUCAGUAUUGAGAAGGGAGUGAAGGAGGUGGUGGAGACCUGGGAAAACAUGAAAUUCAGUGUGUUGCCCUAUUUUAAAGGCACCCAGGAACGUGGUUUUAUUCUGGGUGCAGUGGAUGAGAUCCUGCUGAAUGUGGACAACGAUGCCAUGAACUUACAGAGCAUGGCGGGCAGCCGUUUUGUUGGACCAUUCCUUGGCACCAUACAGCAAUGGGAAAAAGACCUGUCCCUUAUCAGUGAGACCAUAGAGGUAUGGUUGCUGGUACAACGAAAAUGGAUGUACCUGGAGAGCAUAUUCAUUGGUGGAGACAUCAGCUCGCAGUUACCUGAGGAAGCCAAGAAAUUUGAUAACAUUGACAAAAAGUUUAAAGAAAUAAUGAGUGACACAGUGAAGGGUCCUAACAUUAAGAGGUGCUGUCUGGUUCCCAACCGGCUAACAGACCUGCAGGCCCUGAGUGAUGGUCUAGAGAGGUGCCAGAAGAGUCUUAAUGACUACCUGGACUCCAAGCGGAACGUGUUUCCUCGCUUCUUCUUCAUCUCUGAUGAUGAACUGCUCAGCAUUCUGGGUAGUAGUGACCCUGUCUGUGUCCAGGAGCACAUGAUCAAGAUGUAUGACAACAUAGCAUCUCUGAGGUUUGAUGUGGAAACCAAUGGGGAGACAGUAGCUGCAGCCAUGGUGUCUGCUGAGGGUGAGGUGAUGGAGCUAAAGAAGCCCAUCCCAGUGGAGGGCAGGGUGGAGGAGUGGAUGAUGGGAGUACUACUGGAGAUGAGGAGGACUAAUAGACUCAUCACCAAGGAAGCAGUCUUCCGCUACUGUGAAGACAGGAGCAGGGUGGAUUGGAUGCUGCUGUACCAGGGCAUGGUGGUGCUUGCUGCAAAUCAGGUGUGGUGGACCUGGGAGGUAGAGGAUGUCUUCAAAAAUGUGGAGAAGGGAGAGAAGUACGCAUUGAAGAACUAUGCUAAGAAAAUGCACCAGCAGAUUGAUGAGCUGGUAACACGCAUUACACAACCUAUGAAGACAAAUGACAGGCGAAAGAUAAACACUGUGCUUAUCAUCGAUGUCCAUGCAAGAGAUAUUGUAGACAACUUUGUACUAAACAGUAUAAUGGACGCACGAGAGUUUGAGUGGGAAAGCCAACUAAGAUUCUACUGGAUCCGGGAACAUGACAACCUAUUUGUGCAUCAGUGCAGUGCUUCAUUCUCUUACGGCUAUGAAUACAUGGGGUUGAACGGUCGAUUGGUUAUAACCCCACUGACAGACCGGAUCUACCUCACCCUCACUCAGGCCCUCUCCAUGUACCUGGGUGGAGCUCCUGCUGGACCGGCUGGUACAGGAAAGACAGAGUCAACUAAAGAUCUGGCCAAGGCUUUAGGCCUGCUCUGUGUGGUUACAAACUGCGGUGAGGGCAUGGACUACAUGGCUGUUGGCAAGAUCUUCUCUGGCCUUGCCCAGUGUGGAGCUUGGGGCUGCUUUGAUGAGUUCAAUCGUAUCGAGGCCUCAGUAUUGUCAGUUAUCUCCUCCCAAAUCCAGACUAUCCGCAAUGCUCUCAUUCUGCACCUGAAAAGGUUUCAUUUUGAAGGGCAAGAGAUCAGCCUGGACGACCGCAUGGGGAUUUUCAUCACCAUGAACCCAGGUUAUGCAGGACGCACAGAGCUGCCAGAAUCAGUCAAAGCCCUCUUCAGGCCUGUUGUGGUCAUUGUGCCUGACCUGCAGCAGAUUUGUGAGAUCAUGCUCUUCUCUGAGGGCUUCCUAAUGGCCAAGGUCCUGGCAAAGAAGAUGACAGUACUGUAUAAGCUGGCUCGUGAGCAGCUGUCCAAGCAGUCUCAUUAUGACUUUGGGCUGAGAGCUCUGAAGUCUGUCCUAGUAAUGGCAGGAGAGCUGAAGAGAGGCUCACCACACCUCAGUGAGGAUGUGGUGUUGAUGCGUGCUCUCAGGGACAUGAACCUGCCAAAGUUUGUGUUUGAGGACGUGCCUCUGUUCCUCGGGCUGAUCUCAGACCUGUUUCCUGGGCUGGACUGCCCUCGUGUUCGCUAUCCCAACUUCAAUGAUGCUGUGGAACAGAUUCUGCAAGAGAACAAUUAUGUCAUACUGUCUAACCAGGUGGACAAAGUAGUGCAAAUGUAUGAGACAAUGAUGACCAGACACACUACUAUGGUUGUGGGCCCAACAGGUGGAGGGAAAUCGGUUGUGAUCAGCACAUUAUGUCAAGCUCAGACCAAAUUGGGAUUGCAAACCAAGAUGUAUCCUCUGAACCCUAAAGCCAUGAGUGUCAUUGAACUUUACGGUGUUCUGGACCCUGACACUCGAGACUGGACUGAUGGGAUCUUAUCCAAUAUCUUCCGUGACAUCAACAAGCCUACUGAUAAAAAAGAGCGGAGGUACAUCCUGUUUGAUGGGGAUGUGGAUGCUCUGUGGGUCGAGAAUAUGAACUCAGUGAUGGAUGACAACAAGCUCCUCACUCUAGCUAAUGGGGAACGGAUUCGUUUACAGAAUCACUGUGCCCUGCUGUUCGAGGUUGGAGAUCUGCAGUAUGCUUCCCCCGCUACUGUUUCCCGCUGUGGGAUGGUUUUUGUUGAUCCCAAAAACCUGCGAUACACCCCAUACUGGCAGAGAUGGCUGAACAACAGACCUGACAGGGAACACGAAGUUCUCAACAAACUGUUUGAGAAAUACGUGCACAGCUCUAUUGACAUGAUUGUGGAUGGUAUUGUUGAUGGCAAACAGGGCCAGAAACUUAAGACUGUUGUCCCUCAGACAGAUCUGAACAUGGUGACUCAGCUGUGCUUGACACUGGAUGCGCUGCUUGAGAGUGAGAGCAGCAGUGCUGAAGUCCUGGAGUGUUACUUCCUGGAAGCUCUGUACUGCUCACUAGGGGCCACAUUGCUGGAGAGUGGCAGGACCAAGUUUGAUGAGUUUAUCAAAAGGCUUUCCUGCUUAACCUCAGUGCACAAUGAAAAAGCCCUGGCUGGACCUGGUGAGAUCCCAGGAUACCUCUCGACUCUGUAUGAUUUCCAUUUUGAUGGAACACAGGAGAAGUGGGUUCCCUGGAGUUCCCUGGUCACUAAAUACAUCCACAACCCUGAAUUGAAGUUUGCUGACAUUCUAGUGCCAACUAUCGACACCACAAGAGCCAGCUGGAUCCUGGAACAGAUGGUGAAGAUAAAGAGGCCAGUGCUUCUGGUUGGAGAGUCUGGCACCUCCAAGACUGCCACCAUUCAUAACUUCCUGAAGAACCUCAAUGCAGAUACAACGAUUACACUGAUCAUCAACUUCUCAUCCAGAACGACUUCAAUGGACUUGCAGAGGAACCUGGAGGCCAAUGUGGAGAAAAGAACCAAAGAGACCUACGGGCCUCCUAUGGGGAAAAGACUGCUGGUCUUUAUGGAUGACAUGAAUAUGCCUAAGGUGGAUAAUUACGGCACACAACAGCCUAUUGCUCUUCUGAAGCUGUUGUUGGACCGAGGAGGCAUAUAUGACAGAGGGAAGGAGCUUAAUUGCAAAAUCCUCAAAGACCUUGGCUUUAUUGCUGCAAUGGGAAAGGCAGGAGGUGGGAGGAACGAGGUGGAUCCCCGCUUUGUCUCUCUCUUCAGUGUCUUCAGCAUCCCCUUCCCUGCAGUGGAGUCUCUCCACCUUAUCUAUGCUUCCAUUAUCAAAGGCCACACCAGACCAUUUGAGGACAUCAUACAGAAGGUUUGUGAUAAAGUCACCUUCUGCACUUUGGAACUGUACAACAACAUCAUCAAAGAUCUGCCACCCACUCCCUCCAAGUUCCACUACAUCUUUAACCUGAGGGACCUGUCAAGAGUCUACAAUGGACUGACCCUCACUAAACCUGACAGGUUUUUGACUGUCACCCAAUUUGUGCGUGUCUGGAGAAAUGAGUGCCUGAGAAUCUUCCAUGACAGACUCAUUGAUGAAACUGACAAAGCCUUGGUCCAAGGCCACAUAAAGAACCUGACUGAGGAGCAUUUCAAGUCAGACAUGGAGGCAGUCAUGAGGGAUCCAAUUCUUUUUGGAGACUACAGGACAGCCCUCAGUGAGACUGAACCGAGGGUCUACGAGGACAUACAGGACUAUGAUGCUUCAAAAGCCCUGUUUCAGGAAAUUCUAGAGGAAUACAAUGAGAUCAAGUCGAGGAUGAACCUAGUACUGUUUGAUGAUGCUCUGGAACAUUUGACCCGGGUGCACCGCAUCAUCCGCAUUGAUCGUGGCCAUGCACUGCUCGUCGGUGUGGGGGGCUCUGGCAAGCAGUCGCUCACCAAGCUCGCUGCCUUCACUGCUAACUGUGAGGUGUUUGAGAUAACACUAAGCAGAGGAUACAGUGAGUCAAACCUCCGUGAAGACCUGAAAACACUGUACUUGAAGCUUGGCAUUGAAAAUAAGAAGACAGUGUUCCUCUUUACUGAUGCCCAUGUUGCUGAGGAAGGCUUCUUGGAACUCAUUAACAACAUGCUCACCUCAGGCAUUGUUCCUGCAUUGUUCCCUGAUGAUGAGAGGGAGUCAGUUCUCAACCAGCUUCGCGAUGAGGCUCUUAAGAUGGGAGCAGGCCCUUCUAAAGAGAGUGUGUGGCAGUACUUUGUCAACAAGAGUGCCAACAAUCUACACAUUGUUUUAGGCAUGUCUCCAGUGGGAGAAACCCUGAGGACGCGUUGCAGGAACUUCCCAGGACUGAUGAACAACACUGUGAUAGACUGGUUCCUGCCGUGGCCUCCACAGGCAUUACUUGCAGUGGCUCAGUCUUUCCUCGGUGAAAGUCCAAUGAUUCCUGAGGCACACUCUACAGCAGUGAUAGCUCAUGUAUGUAUAGUCCAUCGCUCUGUGAGUGACUACAGCAAGCUGUUCCAGCAGAAACUCAGGCGUUGUAACUAUGUUACUCCAAAGAACUACUUGGACUUCAUUAGCACCUAUUCUAACCUCUUGGAGGAAAAAGACCAAUAUAUCCUGGCUCUGUGCAAGCGUCUAGAGGGAGGUUUAGAUAAACUGAAGGAGGCCAGUGAGCAGCUGGCUGAGCUGAAUGUCAAGCUAGCAGAGCAGAAGGUGGUCCUCGCUGAAAAGUCCACAGCUUGUGAGGCCCUGCUGGAUGAGAUUACCACAAACACGACUGUAGCUGAGGAGAAAAAGACUUUGGCAGAAGACAAAGCCAAAGAGAUUGAAGAGCAGAACAAAGUGAUAGCUGUUGAAAAGAAAGAAGCUGAAAGUUCUCUGGCUGAGGCUCUGCCGGCAUUAGAGGCAGCCCGUAAAGCCCUGCAAGACCUGGAAAAAUCUGAUGUCACGGAGAUCCGAUCCUUUGCCAAGCCACCCAAACAGGUGCAGGUGAUUUGUGAGUGCAUUCUGGUGAUGCGUGGAUACAGGGAGAUCAGUUGGCAGUCAGCCAAGGGGAUGAUGUCAGAGGCUAACUUCCUGCGCUCGCUGAUGGAGAUGGACUGUGAUUCCAUAAAUAACAACCAGGUCAGGACUGUCAAAGGCUUUCUAAAGAACCUCCAGACGACCUUUGAGGAGAUGCAAGCCAUCAGUAAGGCUGGCUCAGGAAUGCUCAAAUUUGUUGAGGCUAUCAUGGGUUACUGUGAUGUUGCCAGGGAGAUAAAACCCAAAAGAGAGAAGGUGGCACGCCUAGAGAAGAACUUCUUUCAGAGUAAGCGGGAGCUGGAACGCAUUCAGAGCGAGCUUAGCGAUAUCCAGAAAGAGUUGCACGCUCUUGGAGAGAAGUACCAAGCUGCCAUCGAAGAGAAACAGCUGCUACAAGAGGAGGCUGAGCUCAUGGAGAGGAGGCUGAUUGCUGCUGACAAACUCAUCUCUGGCCUGAGCUCUGAGAAUGAACGGUGGACACAAGAUUUAGAGGAGUUGAAGCAGCGGCGUGUGCGUCUCCUGGGUGACUGUCUGAUCUCUGCUGCUUUCCUGAGCUACGUAGGGGCCUUCAGCUGGGACUUCAGGAAUGAAAUGGUAUACCAAAUAUGGGUUAAGGAUGUGCAGGAGAGAGGCAUCCCCUUGAGCCAGCCUUACAAAAUGGAAAACCUUCUGACUGAUGAAGUAGAAAUCAGCAGAUGGGGCUCAGAAGGCUUGCCUCCGGAUGAGCUGUCAGUGCAGAAUGGAAUCCUCACAACCCGAGGGAGUCGAUUUCCCAUGUGUAUUGACCCUCAACAGCAAGCCCUCAACUGGAUUAAGAAGAAGGAAGAAAACAAUAACCUCAAGAUCUCAUCUUUCAAUGAUCCAGACUUCCUGAAGCAGCUAGAGAUGGCCAUCAAAUAUGGCUACCCAUUCCUUUUCCAAGAUGUGGAUGAGUACAUCGACCCUGUGAUUGAUAAUGUCCUGGAGAAGAAUGUAAAAGGAGCAGAAGGCAGACAGGUCAUCAUGCUGGGUGAUAAGGAGGUUGACUAUGAUCCCAACUUUAAACUGUACCUCAACACCAAACUGGCUAACCCCAAAUAUUCCCCUUCAGUGUUUGGAAAAGCCAUGGUCAUUAACUAUACUGUGACCCUUAAGGGUCUGGAGGACCAGCUGCUGAGUGUUAUCAUGGGCUUUGAGAAGAAGGAGCUGGAGGAGCAGCGUGAGCGUUUGAUCCAGGAGACAAGCAACAAUAAGAAGCUGCUGAAGAACCUCGGGGACUCCCUGCUCAGAGAGCUUGCUACAUCUUCAGGCAACAUGUUGGACAACACAGAGCUGGUUCACACAUUAGAGGAAACAAAGUCAAAAGCCAGUGAGGUAUUUGAGAAACUAAUGUUGGCUGAGAAGACAUCGGUGGACAUUGAUAAACUCAGAGAUGGCUACCGACCUGCUGCCAAGCGUGGUGCUAUCCUGUUCUUUGUACUGACAGAAAUGGCUCUGGUGAACAGCAUGUACCAGUACUCUCUAGCCUCCUACCUGGACGUGUUUGACUUUUCACUGCGCAAAUCUCUGCCUGACUCUGUUCUGCUCCAAAGACUGAAGAACAUCAUGAACACUCUGACAUACAGUGUUUAUAACUAUGGCUGCACAGGUCUGUUUGAGAGACACAAGCUGCUCUUUUCCUUUAACAUGACCAUCAAGAUUGAGCAGGCAGAAGGGAGGGCACCUCAAGAGGAGUUGGAGUUCUUUAUCAAGGGUAAUCUAUCCCUGGAAAAGAGCAAGCGCAAAAAGCCUUGUGACUGGCUUCCAGACCAAGGCUGGGAGGACAUAGUGAAACUCGCAGAGCUCUUUCCUGAGCAGUUUAGCUCUCUGCCUGAUGACGUGGAGAAAAAUUCCACUGACUGGAAGUCUUGGUAUGACUUAGAUGGACCAGAACAGGCUCCAUUCCCCAUGAAAUAUGAGGAGAACCUCUCAGCCUUUCAGAAGCUGCUGUUGCUGCGCUGCUUCCGUGUUGAUAGAGUCUACAGAGCUGUGACAGACUACGUCACUGUCACCAUGGGCGAGAAAUAUGUACAACCCCCUGUGAUCAGCUUUGAUGCAAUUUAUGAGCAGAGCACACCUUCCUCCCCCAUUGUCUUCAUCCUGAGCCCCGGCUCUGACCCAGGCAGUGACCUUAUGAAACUAGCAGAGAGGUCAGGCUUUGGAGGCAACAAGUUCAAGUUCCUCGCUAUGGGCCAAGGCCAAGAGAAGGUGGCACUGCAGUUGCUGGAGAGGGCGGUGUCCCGUGGUCAGUGGUUGAUGCUACAGAACUGCCACCUGCUGGUAAAGUGGCUAAAGGAACUGGAGAAGUCCUUAGAGAGGGUUACCAAGCCCAACCCCAACUUCCGCUUGUGGGUCACCACCAACCCCAUUACGGAUUUCCCCAUUGGCAUACUACAAAAGUCUUUAAAGGUAGUGACGGAGCCUCCAAAUGGUCUCAAGCUGAACAUGAGAGCCACGUACUCUAAAAUCUCCCAUGAGACCUUGACUGCAUGCCCACACCCUGCCUUCCGCAGCCUGGUGUAUGUGCUGGCCUUCUUCCAUGCUGUGGUGCAAGAGAGACGCAAGUACGGCAAGAUUGGCUGGAAUGUCCCCUAUGACUUCAACGAGUCUGACUUCUUUGUGUGCAUGGAGAUCCUGGACACGUACCUGACCAAAGCUCACAACCAAGGAGACAGCAAUCUUCCCUGGGGAAGUCUUAAAUACCUUAUUGGGGAGGUGAUGUAUGGUGGGCGAGCUAUAGAUAGCUUUGACCGCAGGAUCCUGACUGUCUACAUGGAUGAAUACCUUGGAGACUUCCUCUUCUACAACUUUCGGCGCUUCCACUUCUUCAGCAAUAAAGAUGUAGAUUACAAGGUCCCUCCAAAUGGCCCCAAGAAUAUAUAUGUUGAUGAGAUUGAGACCCUGCCACUGGCAAACACACCAGAGGUAAUGGGUCUUCAUUCCAACGCAGAGAUAGGAUACUACACACAGGCAGCUAAAGACAUGUGGACUCACCUAAUAGACCUGCAGCCUCAGACAGGUGAAUCUGGUGGAAGCAUCAGUAGGGAUGAGUACAUCAGCCAGGUGGCCCAGGACAUUCAGAACAAGCUGCCCAAGUUAUUCGACGUGGACAUGAUCCAUAAAAAGUUUGGCACGGACAUUUCCCCGACCUCAGUGGUGCUGCUUCAAGAACUGGAGCGUUUCAACAAACUUAUAGUCCGCAUGCAGCGCUCUCUGGCUGAGCUGCAGAGGGCUUUGGCUGGUGAGGUGGGUAUGAGCAGUGAGUUGGAUGAGGUCGCUCGGGCCCUUUUUAAUGGUCACAUCCCUGCCAUUUGGAAGAAGUUGGCACCUGACACUCUGAAAUCCCUCGGGAACUGGAUGAGCCACUUCAAGAGGCGUUAUGAUCAGUAUAAUUGCUGGGUGGAUGAAGGAGAGCCAAAGGUUAUGUGGCUAUCAGGACUCCAUAUUCCAGAGUCCUACCUGACUGCCCUGGUCCAAGCCGCAUGCAGGAGAAACGGUUGGCCUCUGGAUCUUUCCACACUGUACACACAGGUGACUCAGUACCGCAGUGAGGACGAAGUCAGUGACAGACCUGGACAGGGCUGCUUUGUGUCUGGCCUGUAUCUAGAGGGAGCAGACUGGGACAUGGAGAAGGGCUGCCUAGUGAGGAGUAAGCCAAAAGCUCUGGUUGUUGAACUGCCCAUUCUCAAAGUCAUCCCCAUAGAGGCACGCCAGCUCAGGUUACAGAAUACUCUGCGGACACCAGUGUACACCACGUCCUUGCGGAGGAAUGCAAUGGGUGUGGGAUUGGUGUUUGAGGCAGACUUGUUCACCACCAUGCACAUCUCCCACUGGGUGCUCCAGGGAGUCUGUUUAUGCCUCAACGCUGACUAAAGACAGCACUCACUGAGCUGGUUUGCUUUCACACAGUCUGUUCCGUCAUGUUAAUGAUGCCUGAUAUCUACUUUUUUUAGAGAAAAAACUUUUGAUACCUCUGAUUUAUGGGCAGAUUACAGAGAAACAAAUUAUGAUCAAAGAUUGUACAUGUUUUGAAAAAUUAAAUUGAUAGAGACACAUAAGAGAAGUAGAUGGGAUUUUUGAGUCAUUAUCUACUUCAUAGCUUUCAUUAUUUUCUCACUAGAUGGCAGCACACAACAGUACUGAGCUCUUCACCCUGGGCAGUAGCUCCAGGGGUUUCUCUUUAGUGUUACAAGUGCCAAUAGGCUACAGUGGGUCAGAAUCUUUCAGGCCUAAAAGUCUAUUACUGUUUAUUAAUGAAUAAAUGUUUGUAAUUGUU